AGUCAUAUUUUCCUCGUUGAGACUUGAGAGUCAGCCAGCAAAUACUGAAUUAUUCUUCCUUCUUUCAGUCUAGAGUUUCUCGUCAGAUCGGUGUUAACCUAUUUGAUUCGUGGAGUUUCUUCUGAUCGAUGGCUUCGAAAAGGAUCCUGAAGGAGCUCAAGGAUCUCCAGAAAGAUCCUCCUACCUCUUGCAGCGCUGGACCUGUUGGUGAGGACAUGUUUCACUGGCAAGCAACCAUAAUGGGUCCCCCAGAUAGCCCAUAUACUGGGGGAGUGUUUUUGGUUACUAUUCAUUUCCCCCCUGAUUAUCCAUUCAAACCUCCAAAGGUUGCUUUUAAGACGAAAGUUUUUCAUCCAAAUAUUAACAGCAAUGGUAGCAUCUGCCUUGAUAUCUUGAAGGAGCAGUGGAGCCCUGCUUUGACCAUCUCAAAGGUGCUGCUUUCAAUCUGUUCGCUUUUGACGGAUCCAAACCCGGACGACCCCUUGGUCCCUGAGAUUGCCCACAUGUACAAGACAGACAGAAGCAAGUAUGAAGGGACUGCCAGGAGCUGGACCCAGAAGUAUGCAAUGGGUUAAAAACUCAACCUCAAACUCAACCAUUGCUGCUGCAUCAUCGGUUUUUAUGUAAAGAUUUAAAUUUGUCGGUCCUAUCUACCAUUACAAUGGACAAGUGUAGAAUAGUGCUAAAAUUUGGUCUGCAAAUGAAAGAUUGUGGUUGGAAUUGUCGAUAUGGACACAGAUAUUUUGAUGAAAACUAAACUGCAAGUUUUUGAUUUACUAUCCAUGAGUAGUUUGAAUUUGA
Molecule: messenger RNA, 801 nt
Organism: Ipomoea triloba (trilobed morning glory)
Lineage: Eukaryota; Viridiplantae; Streptophyta; Magnoliopsida; Solanales; Convolvulaceae
Product: ubiquitin-conjugating enzyme E2 28-like
Exons: 5
Coding region: 129-575 (148 amino acids)
Biological process (GO): protein polyubiquitination
Cellular component (GO): nucleus
Molecular function (GO): ubiquitin conjugating enzyme activity
Source: RefSeq, a predicted model, not a curated record